This is a messenger RNA of Macrosiphum euphorbiae (potato aphid), 804 nucleotides long. NCBI's taxonomy places the organism in Eukaryota, Metazoa, Arthropoda, Insecta, Hemiptera, Aphididae. The record is from the annotation of a GenBank genome assembly.
AUGUGUUCAAUAUCAAAUAAAAUGUGGAAAAAUGCCUUAUGUGUGUGGGAAUUCAGCCAUACAAAAAAUGUCACUAUGGCUAGUCGACUAUGUACAGCAGCAAUUUCAAACUCUGAUCAGGAUGACAAUAAAUCAUUAACUAAAGAAAAGGCUCAAACCUUAGUAAUGAAUUUGACAAACGAAGAAAGAGACAAUUUAGCUUGGUGCUUAAAUCAUUACGAAUCGGAAGAGACCAAAGCAGAAUAUCGAGGUCAAUUGGCUGGGUUCAGAUGGCGUUCAAAGUUUGGACGCCCCAGUAAAGUACCUGAACUAGGAGAUGUAGAUCCAACAGGCUCUUACUGUCCAUUGCCAGAAGAAUGGCUGUUAAAAAAAUACGCGGAAACUGUACCAGAACCAACUAGAGCACAAUUAUUUAGAGUGGGAUUGCAAAAUGCUAUUCCUUUUAUUAUGUUUGGAUUUUUGGACAACUCAGUGAUGUUAAUAUGUGGUGAAUCAAUUGAAAGAACGGUUGGUGCUGUAAUUACUAUAUCAACAAUGGCUGCAGCUGCAAUUGGUAAUACUUUCUCUGAUAUUCUUGGAAUUGGCUCUUCAUAUUAUGUGGAACAAUUGGUAAUCAAACUUGGCUUAAAACCUCCAAAUCUAACACCUAUUCAAUUGGAUAUGAAUUGUAGUAGACGAGCUGCUAAUUUAGGAAGAACACUCGGAGUUACUCUAGGUUGCUUUUUGGGGAUGUUUCCUUUACUAUUAAAAAAAGAUGAAGAAUCUAAGGAGGAAAAAUCUGUUGAGGAAGAGGAUGAAAAAUAA